Prorocentrum cordatum is the source of this 2991-nucleotide messenger RNA. The record is from the annotation of a GenBank genome assembly. Lineage: Eukaryota; Dinophyceae; Prorocentrales; Prorocentraceae.
AUGGCCGACAAGGUGCAGCUGUCCCGCGCCGACAAGCCCGCGCGGAAGUUCUUCGAGAACCCCAUCACGUGGUGGAAGGGUGCUUCGUACGGGUGGAACACCGACGUCACCAUCUGGACCGGAACCGGCGAGGCGGAGGCGCUCUGCGAGCUCUUCUUCGACAACCUCGCGACGCUGCUCGGCGUGACCGGGUCGGCCGUGGGCCACAUCGGGUAUGGCAUCAUUGGCAACUCUGACCUGAACGGGGUUCCCGGGUACGGCCUGGCGGUCGCGCAGGCGUGGGAGAAGAUCUAUCCCGGAGGCGCGGCACGCCGUGCCGCCGACGCCCCACAGUUGAGCGGCAGGAGGGGCAGGCCGCUUGCGGCGCCGAGGCCGCCGCACCUGCGCCGCUGCUUUCGCGCCAGGGGCCCCGCCCAGCGCUCCAGCUGCAGCAGCGGCACCAUCAGCUGCUCCGUCCCGGACCGCAACGUCGCCGUCGCGGGCACUCGACGCGUCAGGAGGGGCCCCUGCGCCACGCCCCGCACGGCCGCGCGGCCUGCGGCGCCGCCCAGGGCGGUCCGCGGCAGCAGCCGAUGGGGGCGGCGCAGCCCUCGCGCCGAGCUCCGCAAUGGCCGCGCGGAGCAGGCCUUCGGCCGCGCGGAGCAGGCGGGUCCCGUCUCGGGACGCCGCCGCUCCUGCGAGGCCGCUGGCGGCGUGCGCCGCCAGGAGGGCGCCGCGGGCGGCCUCGAGGGCCCCGCGGCGCGCCGUAGCCGCGCUGCCCGCGUCCGCACGCGCAGCGGCUCCCGCAGCGGCCAUCCCGAGGGCCGGCGGGCGCGGGCCCAGUCGGUCCUGAGCGUCCAAGACAUCUGCCAGGGUUCAGCCUGGAGUCAAACUUGUGCAUGCUUGGGGUCUGGGUGCGUGCGGCUGCCGCCGCAGAUCCUGAUCCCCGAACGUGCCCGCAGGCUUCGGGAGGCCCAACGGGUGCCCAACGUGUGCCGCGACAGGAUUCGCAGACACACGCCCUUCCCUCGAGGGUCGAAGGCAAUAUUUGGCAGCCAGGCGCCUCGUCUCGCACGCUUCGUCGUCCCCAGCGGGCGGGGGCUCGCGGACUUCAACCGGGCCAUCCCGGGCUGUGCCUUUGCCCUGCUCUUCGGGAACCUCUUCUACGCGUACCAGUGCGGGCGCCUCGGCUCGAAGGAGGGGCGCAACGACGUCACCGCCCAGCCCUACGGCAUGAACACCACCGGCAUCUACAUCACACUCUACGCCAUCCAGCUUGAGGCCCUCUUCACGGGCGGGUUCAAGUACAUUGACCAAGCCGCAGGCGGGGACAACGACGAGGACGACGACGAUGAAGACGUUGGCUGGAGGCAUGUCGAGGUGUCUGCGGACGCCCCCAGAGGCGGGGACGUCGAGGGCGCCGCGCUCGCGGCCGCGGAGUACGCGUGGAAGGUCGGGGUCUCGGCGAACCUAAUCAUGGGCCUCUUCGAGAUGCUGGGUGGUGUCCUCGGCGAGGCGAUCCGGAAGGUGACUCCCACUGCAGCCUUCUACUCGCCGCUGCUGGGCGUCGGCUUCGUGUGGCUGGCUUUCUCCCCGAUGCUGAAGAUCGCUCAGGAGCCGAUGAUGUGUCUGAUUCCCAUCCUGAUUGUCAUGGUGGGCUUCUUCGGCGGUGUGAGAUUCACCAUUUACAAGAAGCUGUCAUUGCCCAUCGCGCUGACAGCCAUCCUCUACGCCACUGCCGCAGGCUGGGGGGGGGCUUGCAAGCGGAAGGCUGGCAGUGUAGGCGCUAUUAACUACGGCUACGACCUCCCGUUCGGCUCAGAGUCAAAUUACGAGUACGUGACCUGUCGGGGCACCUCCAUUACUAGUGCCGAGGGUGCCUACGAGCAGUUCGCAUGGAGUUCGGACAUCCUGAAGGACUCGAUUUUUGUGGGCCUUGGGGGGAUGGGCGACAUCGGCGACUACAUCUCGACCAUUUUCCUCGUGGCCGCGGUCGGGUUCACUGGCACGAUGGCGUGCGUCGAGAGUGCCUCGGCGGCGGGCGACGACUACCCCAUGACCGAGACCAUGCUCGCCGAUGGCAUGGGCACCGCGUUCGGCGCCCUCUUCGGAAGCAUCUACUCGACCACGGGCGCCAGAGCCGUGGAGCAAAAGGGGUGGGCGCACGCUCGAGCAGCCGUGCGGGCGGGCGCCCCAGCGGGCGAGGCCAGCGGGCGGGCGGACCCCCCAGCGGGCCGGGCGACGCGGCUCGGGGCGGGGCGGUCCCGGCGGGCGGGAGCGGGCCCCGCGGGCGGGGAGCGGUCCACGGGCGGAGCGGGCUCCGUGGGCGGAGCGGUGCCGGGCGUGCCGGGGGCGUGCGGCUUCGGGGCCCUCGCCGCGAGGUACAGCCUCUUCAACGGCCUGAUCUACUUCGCCCUCCUCCUCUCCGGGCUCUUCGCCUCGCUGUACAACGUGAUCCCGGAGUGCGCGAACGGGGCCAUCCUCCUCUUCGUCGGGCUGCUGCUCGGCCGGCAGGCGUUCGAGGAGUCGCCGUCGAAGCACUACCCCGCCCUGCUCCUGUCCAUCUUCCCCUACAUCUGCAACUGGGCCAAGCUGUCUAUGCCCGAUGAGGGCGUCCAAAUGAUGGGCCAGGCAGGGGGCACGCUUUUCAGCUUUGUCCUUGCGUGGAUGUUCUGCCUGUGCAUCGACCGCAAGUUUCUCGAUGCCACGGUCCUCUCGUUUCUCGCCAUUUGGCUCUCGCUGUUCGGCUUCUUCGCGAGCCACAACAUGGCGAACGACGAGGUACCGCCCACGGAGGGCAACGAGAAGAUCGGCUUCUACGGCAAGGAAGACCACGACUACAACAACGGGUGGCGUUGGGCCGUGAGCUGGUCCCUCGCCUGCGUAUUCUUUGCGCUCCACGCCCUUCUGCAGAAGUUUGACCUGGUCGAGAAGCCGGACGUGGCCGACGGGGAGAAGGAAGACGAGGCGCCGGCGAUCAACAAUGGAGAAGACAAAGUAGACUCGCUCUGA